GAAAAUAUAUAAAUAAAAGAAAAAAGGCAAAAGUUGUCAAAAUAUUACAUUCUUCAGUAAUUCCAGAAUUUCGUUCUUCAUUUUUUGAGAAUGGAAAACAAUGAACAAAAGCUUACAAACUUCGGAAUUCAUCGACCAAAGGAAACUUCUUCAGGACAAGCGUUGAGUGAAUUCCUUCCGCAGUUAGAAACAUACACUCCUGUUAUUCCUGAUGCUGUUGCCAGCUACUACAUGAACGCGUCUGGACUUAAUUGCUCUGAUCCAAGAAUUGUUCGCUUGAUCUCUAUUGCUGCACAGAAAUUCAUAUCAGAUGUUGCUAAUGAUGCUUUACAGCAUUGUAAGACUCGAUCAUCAGCUACACAAGGCAACAACAAAAUACAGAAAGACAAAGAUGGGAAACCAAUCAAAGAUAAGAAGUUUACCUUAACUGUUGAAGAUCUUGCACCAGCAUUGAAUGAAAAUUACGGCAUUACAGUCCGUAAAGCUCAUUACUUUGUUUAAUUUAAAUCUUAGAAGAGAACCAUUCAAAUAUUUAUAUUUCACUGAAAGUAAAGAAAAAUAAAAUAUUUAACUUCAGAAAUUAU
This is a messenger RNA of Clunio marinus, 584 nucleotides long. Lineage: Eukaryota; Metazoa; Arthropoda; Insecta; Diptera; Chironomidae. The record is from the annotation of a GenBank genome assembly.